Molecule: messenger RNA, 345 nt
Organism: Mytilus trossulus (common blue mussel)
Lineage: Eukaryota; Metazoa; Mollusca; Bivalvia; Mytilida; Mytilidae
Product: serine protease inhibitor Cvsi-2-like
Exons: 3
Coding region: 15-272 (85 amino acids)
Source: RefSeq, a predicted model, not a curated record
AAAACACAGCAAACAUGAAGGUUGUCGCUAUUCUUCUCUGCUUUAUCGUUGACGUAUAUUGUGAGACAUGUACAUCAACCAGAAGAUGUACUCAGACCACAUGCACAGACUCGUCACAUCAUGUAGUGUGUUACCAGGGUCAGUGUACAUGCAGCGGAAGAACUGGACACACAUGCGCCGACGUAGCCGACUGCAGCAGUGAACAUUGCAGAUUUGGAAAGUCCCAUUGUUUUGACGGUCACUGCCAUUGUCUCCCUGGAGCUGGAAAAUAAUUCUAUUGGAUACUCCCUCCAUGUCAUUAAUAAAUAAUGGUUUUAUAGAUAAAUAAAUUAGUGUUCUCUUAUA